AUGCAUUACCCACAGCCUUUCCUCGCCUUUUUGUCGCUUUGCUUGUUCUCUUCGAAUGUUGCUCGCGCCGAUGAUACCACCACUGUCCCCAUCUACCUUCCGCAUUACGAUGCUAAGAGCUGGUCGCAGCUGCGGGGCAGCGUCAUCUCAAGUGACGCUAAAGAAACAACCUACACCAUCUUCUGCGCGCCGCAAACACCGCCCAACUGUGACCUCGCUGUCGAGUUUCCCUUCAUCUUUGCCGAAGGCGAGAACACGCUCCAGUUUCAUGGCACCAAGACGUCGACACUUAUCGCCGACCUGGGAUGCACGCUGAGUGGGACGACAGCCGCGACGUGCUCUGGAUACUCGAGUUUGAGAAGCGGAUAUGUCAACGGAAAAUACACAGGCCCGACCGAAGUAUCAUGGACCUCGACCAUGACCGGCUCCGAGGUGCAAUGGGGUGUUUUGACACUGGCUGAUCACGAUCCUGCGGCGACCGCAGCGCCUACCACGGCCGACAACCCCAAUUACGACGACUUCCUCUACACAGGCACCAUCUCUUCCUCAAUACCCGCCGAGACCAAUCCCAGCGCUGCUUCGCGUCUCGUUUCUGGCUGGGCUCUUGCCGUGUCAUUAUGCACCAUGGUUCUUGUUACUCUGAUACCAUGA
This is a messenger RNA of Colletotrichum higginsianum IMI 349063, 651 nucleotides long. RefSeq lists its product as uncharacterized. The transcript has 3 exons. Bases 1 to 651 code for a protein of 216 amino acids. The record is from RefSeq and is a predicted model, not a curated record. Lineage: Eukaryota; Fungi; Ascomycota; Sordariomycetes; Glomerellales; Glomerellaceae.